CACUCAUCAUCACUUAUCAUAACACACUUUCUACAUUCUAUAUCUGUACAUCAGUUCUAAUCAUGCACUUCAUUUCUAUCACCACGCUUUUCUCGGUCUUGGCUGUUGCCAACGCUCAACUCACAUUCAACAUUACGCGAGCUUCCGCUCCCGGAAAUAUGGUGAAAUAUCACUGUUUAAACAACGAUAAGCUCAAAGGUUGGCUUCCUAGUUGCAUCUACGAAUGCCAAGUCCAAGCCAGCAUGCUCGAUGGCUGCGCCGCCGAAGACUUUGCCUGCCACUGUGUCAAUCACUACAAGUACUCUAAAUUGAUCGAGCCCUGUGCUGUCCCUCCCGGACUGGGUGGCAAGGGUCACUGUACCGUGGAUGAUCUUUACAAGGCUCGUCCCGUUAUCGACGAUAUGUGUAACUUUUAUAAUGCCACAAUUUACAAGAGCUAUGAGGGUUGCCCGCAGAGGCUGAGCACGGCUGUCACUUAUGGGAUUAUUAGGAAUGAGGGCGUUGUGAUAACUCAGUAGAGAGUUGGAUGAUGCGAGAACUUUUGGGGUUUAGGAGUUAGCGUGUAAUAAAAUCCUGUGCGUUG
Messenger RNA from Bipolaris sorokiniana ND90Pr, 583 nucleotides. RefSeq lists its product as uncharacterized. The record is from RefSeq and is a predicted model, not a curated record. NCBI's taxonomy places the organism in Eukaryota, Fungi, Ascomycota, Dothideomycetes, Pleosporales, Pleosporaceae. The coding region runs from base 63 to 518 and encodes 151 amino acids. The transcript has 3 exons.